Molecule: messenger RNA, 726 nt
Organism: Aegilops tauschii subsp. strangulata
Lineage: Eukaryota; Viridiplantae; Streptophyta; Magnoliopsida; Poales; Poaceae
Source: RefSeq, a predicted model, not a curated record
AUGUUUGCCCUGUACCAGCAGAGCAACAGCGACGCCGAAUCCAAUUACCUCCAUGUUUACAAGCGCAUUGACAAGUGCGGGAAGUGGGCGGAAGUCCGGCGCACCCUCAACAAGGCCAAGGAGACCUACAAGCCGGACGCGCCGGCUCCGGGCGCGUCAGAAGGGCGGCCGGACGGCAAUAAAGGUGCCAAGAAGGGGAAACGCGCCGACGCGGCCACCGCUCGAGUGCAGGAGUCCAUCGAGCACUGCCUCGCCGACGCACAGGCCCGGGCCGUCCUUCGUGAAGAGAAGACCGAUGCGCGGUGGUCGGCGUUGAUGUCGAGCAGCGCCACCAAGCUCGACCUACUCCGGACCAAUGUCGCCGUGAAGAAGAGAAACACCAACCUGGCUUUCCUGCUGGGCGGGGCGGACAUGCUCCAGAGCAACGAUGAGGCGUUCAAGGCGUGGUACUUGGCGGAGCGUGGCCUCAUCCUGAACAACCUUCCCUCGAGGACGCCGCCGAUGCCGCCGCCGCCGCCAAGCCCGCGUGAUGAUGCCUCCACGACGCCCAGCAGCACUGAAGCCGCGCCGACGCCGCCGCCGCCGCCAAGCCCGCGUGAUGACGCCUCCACGACGCCCAGCAGCACCGAAGCCGCGCCGACACCGCCCAGCGCAGAAGCAGCUCCGACACCGCCAAGCCCGCGCACGCCAACUCCGCCGACGCCUGGGGCCGACCCCGCUGAGUGA